GCCGAGAAGGGCGCAUGAGAGGCACGUGUCGUGCUCAAUCCCACUCGCUCGCCGAACACCGCGAGAAGUCUGUACCUUCCUAACAGGAUCCGCGGUAGACACGUCCGCGGAUCCCACGCAUCAUAGACGUGCAAGAGAACCAGCGGAAGGAACGUUGGUGGGCCCGCGUAUCUGUUCUAACUACCUUGCCUUGUCACCGAGAUUCACCCACCAAACCAAAGUAGGCUACAAAUACCACAUUUACUACACUUAGAAGUGGACUUUUUCCUCUCUCUCUCUCUCUCUCUAAAAAGCUCCAUGUAUUCUCUCUAUUUUGGAACUCUCCUUUGUUAUUUACUUGGAAGAGAUCAGUCUUUCAAUAGUGAAUAAUCCAUUUCCUUAUCGAAUCAACGUUAAGACCCUGAAUGACCGUGUAAGCCUCCUACACCCAGCCUUGCACAAACAAUUGGCGCCCACCGUGGGGAAUGACAAAAGAUUCAAUGGGGAAGGCCAACCUACCACACCCGCGAACUCUUCGGCAGAGGAGACAACCCCGCUCAAAGCCAUAGUCAGCCAAAGUCUCUUCAAUGCACCCACAAAUACGGAUGCAAUGAGACUCUUCCACUCGAGCGACAACCCCGACGCCGUGCUGAUUGAGGAAGAAGAAGUGGAGUUGUCCUCAAAGAAAAUGCGCCAACAAAUAGAGAGGUAAAACAGAGCCAUCGCCGACAUGCAAGAAAAAAUGAGCCAAUUAUUCACGCUCCUGAGCGCCCAACCAAACACCUCCCCUCCUGACGUAAACCCAACCGCGCUCCGAACCGCAAGUCCGACUCCAAAACUCGCACCUCAGAACGCCCUCGCAACUAGGGAAGGGCGGUAGGAUCUCGAAUACCAGAAACAUCUGUCACCCGCCUACACGGCUCCCCACAAAAAUGUUCUCCAUCAACCCCUUUGCGCAACGAUUAUGGAGGAACAAAUGGCGAGAAACCCUCCGAUGCUGCCGACUUACAACGAGACAACUAACCCGGAAGACCACGUCAGCGCCUUCUGCCUGCACUUGCAGCUCCAAAUGGGUUCCAACGCGGUUUUGUGCCGCACCUUUCCAUCCAACUUCGCAUGCAUUUGCCUUGACUAGUACAACCGCCUACUGAACGGAAUCAUUCAGACGUUCGAAGAGUUCAUCCACCUAUUCACCACCAAGCUUGCUUCCGAAAAACGAAGGCCACUACAUACGGUGGCGCUCAUAGAUGUCCGACAAAAAGAAGACGAAAUCCUAAGAGCGUUCUAUUCGAGGUAGUCCCACAUCGCCAUGGGAGUCUGUGAUCUGACCCCCAAAAACACUGCACGUCACCUUAUGGAUUCAACAAACAACUCCGAGCUGAGGAGUUUGUUGUCCAAACACCCUGUGUUGUCGUCCUAAGAGGAGGCCAAGGUGGAAAAGGCAAUCACCCUAGAAGAAACGUUGGGGGCAGGUUCGGUCCGCCGAUUCGAACCAGAGAACGCAAGAGAUGAGAAACCAUGUCGCCAAACACCAUUCCCGACCCAUAACCAUACCAGAUUUGGGAAACCACACAUGGCGCCCGCGCCUGAACCUCAGAGGAAGCUCUCUCCAGAGCGGAACAGAAACAACAUAAAUUUAAAACCGCUGAACGACACGGUCAGAGAAAAGGGAUACCGCAUAAACUGGGCAGACCCCCAAUGGAAACCAGAGAACCGAAGCGACCACCGCAAGUACUGUGAGUUUCACCGCGAGAUUGGUCACAUCAAUGAACAUUGCUACAAUCUAAAAGUUGAAACUAAGGCACUUAUCGCGCGGGGCACUUUGCAGAAUACGUGCAGACAAGUGAACAUGUGACGCCAUAGAUAUGACCACUCCCCCCACAAACGGGGUACAAUGAAGAAACCAUUGGCCUGGUAAUACGGAAGGAAAUUGGGUUAGUAUCAGCCGAAGGAACCAUACCGCACAAGAAACCAAAAAGAGAAAGGGCACUCGAGUGCGGGGCAACAACAACAACGCCAUCGUUACCGCUUGACUGCGAUGAAAAAUUGAUACAAUCCUGGAAUCGAUCAAAUUCCAUCCAACAUUGAUCGUCAAAGAGGCCAAGUCGAAUUGAAGAGAAGAAGCUGAAAAUUGUCCAAGUAUUUUUCAUCUUGGUUCUCUCAAUUGGCUCGUUAAAAAUUCGAGUUUGAUAGCUUGUUUUAAGAUAAGAAUUUUAUCUACACGAUGGUAUGCUUGGUAGCCCGAGGGGAAGUCCAUAAAGUCAUUUUCCAGACGUCCAAAGAUGCUACCUGGAAAGCUAACAAUUGCCCGAAAAUGCCUAAUGCAGAAAACUGUUUUGUGAAGCCUACUUUGGAGCUCAAUUCGAGGAGUAUGGAUAUGAUUUGAGUCAAAAGGCUUUCACAACAUGAAAAUAUGUAUGUUUUUCUACAAAGGAAAGGAAUUGGAUGAAGGAUUGGAGUUAUGGAAGGCCUCGAACGAAAGGCACGAAGUUAGUACGAAAGCUAUUUUUCUUGCAGUUUGCUUGUGCUAAAAGGUAAGUUACUUGUGCUUCAAGAAAGAGAGUUUGAGUCCGUAAAUUGUGACCUUUUUAGAGUUUGUUUUUACCUUAUUUGUUUCCUAGUUCCAUUAGGUUUGUAUUAGGUUUUCUUUGCCUUUAAAUACCUUUCUAUUUGCGUUGUAAACAAUCAAAUUUUGUUGAAUAAAAUUACUCGGUAGAGUUUUGUGUUCUUUGACUUGUAUCUCGAGAAUCAAACCCUUGAGUUAACUUUGUGUGAAUUCCAUUGCUAAUUCAAGAAUCCUUGCCAAGCUUUUCUGUGAGGUUUCCAUAUUCGUUUAACAAGUUUCUUAUCAAUCAAGUAAACACCUUGAUUGUGACAAAAUUCUACCUUUCCAUCGUUAUCGUUCGAUUGUUUGUGUUAGCUGCAAUUUAUGAUCAAAAGCACCCACUGGUGCUUUAUCACAAAUAUCUAGAGGGAGGCCCAUCCGAAGAUCCGCUGCUCAUCAUCGCCUUAGUUGGCGCAUGCAAGGUGCAUCGUUUGCUCAUAGACGGAGGCAACGAAAUGAAUAUCCUAUUCAAACAGACCCUCGAUCUGAUGGAUAUUGACCCGAUGAUGAUUCACCAAGCGGAAGGAAAUCUAGUGGGCUUAUCGAGAUCUCGAGUGCCAUUCAUCAGCUCUAUCACUCUCCCUGUGGUGAUGGGCGAUCAAAAUCCCUAAGCAACGGUACAAAUUGAAUUCAACAUCGUAGACUGCAAAUCGCCGCACAACACGAUUUUGGGCGUCCAUUUUUCACGAAGUUCAGGGCGUUACCAUCCAGGUGCCACCAACUCAUAAAAUUCCCAACUUAAAAGGGGACGGGCUUCGUGAGAGGAAAACAUAGAGAGCCCACAACGCAGAGAAGGACACACGAGUUCAAGAGGAGCCGCACUCAGUCCCUACAGAUUCAGACAUCAAGAUACCACUAGGCCCGCCCAACCUGACCGACAUGUCCGCUUGUCAACCCAUUUCCCUGACAUGAUGCAGCCGCUCAUACAACUGCUGGUGGAGUACAAAGAGCUCUUUGCUUGGAGUACACAAGACAUUCCCAGGGUUCAAAGGGAAAUCGCGGAACAUGACCUGGCAGUAGCAAGAAACGGGGAACCAAUAC
Messenger RNA from Linum trigynum, 3625 nucleotides. The record is from the annotation of a GenBank genome assembly. Lineage: Eukaryota; Viridiplantae; Streptophyta; Magnoliopsida; Malpighiales; Linaceae.